AUGCAUCCUUCGCGCACCGUUCGGUUUGAAACCGCAGCGUCAUACAUGCGCAUAUCGAGCCGCCCAUCCAUCCGUGGCGUGUACUUCCACAGUGCUGCGAAGACUGUGGCAGCCGCCUUUGCGAAUAGCGGCACAUCACAUGCCGUGCCCUACAAGGGUACGGUGGUGCGUCCCCCGUCACGCGGUCCCGCUUCGCAGUCUGGGGUUCGCCCAAGCGCGGCUGAGGUGACGAUCGCCAUGCAGCUGGUCGCUGAGAAGGAAGAGCCUGCUAAGACCCGGGCUUCCCAGACGACAGACGUGGGCAACCAGAGUGCCACGCCGGCGACGAGCAAUAAGGUGCCAGCACUGCACCUCACACCCGCGCACUGGGAGGCGGCAUGCGGGGCCGAUGCAGCGCACCCGACUGCGAAUGGAAGUGAGGCAGGCGCAGCCAAAAAGACAUCUGGUCGGCGCAGGGGCAGCGCAAAGGCCGCCUGGACGGAGGGCGGACCGCAGCAGCAGCAGCGUGCCAAGGCCGUAGCGCAGGUCGCAGUCAAUGUGACCAAGGCGAAGAAAGCUGCGAAUGCAGCCAAGAAGGUGCAAGUCGAGGAGGAGAAGUGUGACACAAUGAAACUGACCACCAGGCCGCAGGACCUACUGAGGAAGAAGGCAACAGCGACUAAGGCGGCCAGGGCUGCAGCUAAAAGCGAGGGCUCGGCAGCAGCUGUUAGGAAAGAGUCUCUAAAUAGGAAGUCUGCCGAAAAAAUCUCUAAGGCGACUGUCGCAGCCAAGACUGAGGGCGCUGAACAUGGUGCCACUGAAUAUCCACGGGUAGAGGAGCAGCCUGUGGCGGCGGCGGCGGCGUUAGCAGAGCCGGUGUGCACCCACGAGAAAGAGGAUUCCGCUGCUGAGGCUGAGUACGCGGGCCCGGAGGUGACGGAUGCCGAGGAGAUGGAGCCACCUGAGGAGUCCACGGAGUGUAGAGCUGAGUUGUCAAGCUGA
Molecule: messenger RNA, 981 nt
Organism: Leishmania braziliensis MHOM/BR/75/M2904
Lineage: Eukaryota; Euglenozoa; Kinetoplastea; Trypanosomatida; Trypanosomatidae
Exons: 1
Coding region: 1-981 (326 amino acids)
Source: RefSeq, a predicted model, not a curated record